AUGGCAGUUGACAUCAGUUGAUUCUUAACUAAAUGCAGUUUUCUAAGAUAUCUUCUAAGGAUCGCAUCAGCAUCUUUAACAAUUACAAUAGGUUUAAGCGACUUCCUUGUCUUUUGAGCAACAAUUCUUUGUAAAGUUGUGAUCAUUCCAAACAGUUUGACAUUUUCUAAAUUACUCAAAGCUUUCUUUUCUACAUGUUCUAUGCCUGAAGUAUGGUCUUUCCAUCUAUAUAAAGCUUUGCGUAGAGCAUCGUUAACACAUUUAACUGAAUCUUUAAGGGCAAGCUUGAUAAGAUUAUCAUCAUGAAUGGCUUUGAUUUUAUCCAAUGCUACUUGUUCUUUCCAUCUUCUCAAUGCCUCUCUUGGUCUUUUAAUUGCUUUUUUCUCAAGCUCAUUAAGAGUUGUUGCAAUAGGAUUUCCGUCCCCUUUAAUUCUUUUUGUGGCAUCUCUCAAAGUUCUAGUAGGGAUUUUAUUUAAGGUAUUUAAGAGUUUUUGUCCAUGAAGAUCGUUAUUAAGUUUGUCUUUUUCUGUUUCUUUGAGAUAG
This is a messenger RNA of Blepharisma stoltei, 543 nucleotides long. The record is from the annotation of a GenBank genome assembly. NCBI's taxonomy places the organism in Eukaryota, Ciliophora, Heterotrichea, Heterotrichida, Blepharismidae.